AUGGGGACAUGGGGACAUGGGGACCAACACAUCCUCAUCCACACGGGCGAGAAGCCCUUCGAGUGCGACGUGUGCGACAUGCGCUUCAUCCAGAAGUACCACCUGGAGCGCCACAAGCGCGUGCACAGCGGGGAGAAGCCCUACCAGUGCGAGCGCUGCCUGCAGAGCUUCUCCAGGACGGACCGGCUGCUCCGACACAAGCGGAUGUGCCAAGGAUGCCAGAGCAAAGGCCCCGACUCGCAGCUCCUGCUCUAG
Tinamus guttatus (white-throated tinamou) is the source of this 255-nucleotide messenger RNA. Lineage: Eukaryota; Metazoa; Chordata; Aves; Tinamiformes; Tinamidae. The record is from RefSeq and is a predicted model, not a curated record.